Lottia gigantea (owl limpet) is the source of this 1647-nucleotide messenger RNA. RefSeq lists its product as hypothetical. The record is from RefSeq and is a predicted model, not a curated record. NCBI's taxonomy places the organism in Eukaryota, Metazoa, Mollusca, Gastropoda, Lottiidae. The transcript has 4 exons. The coding region runs from base 1 to 1647 and encodes 548 amino acids.
AUGAAGUUUAACAACACCACCGCGUUUGUAGUUUUGAUGAUUAUCAAAUACACAGCAGUGAAUGGCAAUCCUGGACAAUAUUUCCUUAUUGCCUUCCCACAAAAUUACCAUGGAAAGGCGGAAGGUUUGGUAAAUUUGAUUAUUAUAUCAGCUUCCAACCAGAAUGUAGAUGUCCAGUUAACAUUUCAUACACCAGUCUGGUUCGUACCACCACUUGAUCUGUCAUUUAAAUUGAAAGCUGGAGAGCGUCGCCAGGUUGAUGUUUUAGGAACGAUCCGAAUGCCGAUAGGAACUAGUGUAGACUAUCGUUCAGUAAGUAUCAGAUCGACUGGGAAUAUUAUAGUCUUGGUGUACAACAAACAGGCCUCAAAUGGAGAUGCCUUUUUAGCAAUUCCAGUAUCUCAAUUUGGACUAGAAUACUUUUCGGUAAAUUAUGACAUCACGAGGUCGAUGGCCGCCUCGUUUAUCCUGAUAACCGCCCCUCAAAACGACACUAUAGUAAAAGUACGGCUGCCAAAGCUGAAAAAAGUCGGAUGGAUUUCAUAUGAUAAUCGUGACUACCAUUCUCUUGAAACAAUGGUUAUACAUUUAUCUGAACAUCAAGCUUUUCAGUUUCAAGUUAAGGACGAUUUGACUGGAAGCCAUAUUGUUUCCAACCGACCCGUCUCUGUGAUAAGUGGUCUCAACAGAACAAGUGUUUACUACAAUAGAUGCAUUUCACACGUGUCUGACUUGAUGCCGCCAGUGGAACGAAUGUCCACAACGUAUGUUACUAUAUCGUUCCCACAACAUAUUAGACUGGAUGUUUAUCGUAUACUAGCCGUCUCACCGGACACGAUAGUUUCCGCUGGAAAUAUUACAGAUAUUAUACUAUCGGAACCAGGACAAUAUAAAGAAAUUUAUUUAGAACCGUACAAAUAUGUUUACAUCGAAGCAACUAAACCAAUACUUGUGGCGCAACUUAGUAGUUCACCCGUUGACACUUCCAACAGGUUUGGCGAUCCAUCAAUGGUAGUGUUAAAUCCAACAGAUGCUGCUAAAGAACAGUAUUACUUCUCAACUCCCAAUUUACAAUCAUACCUUACCAUCGUGAUAGAUAAAGACCAUACAGCUGGAUUAAGACUAGAUGGGACGCCUAUAGAAAUAGAGUGGUUCAAUGUAACCGGAAACGACAGCCUAGUUGUUGGUGAACUGGUGAUAUCUCAAGCUAAAUUUCACAAAGUAAAUCAUGUGUCGGGAAUCAAGUUUUUAGGUUAUAUCCAGGGAGGAAGUUCAUGUGAAGCCUUUGCGUUUCCUCUUGGAUAUCGUGAUUUUGUCACUAAUUCAUCUUGCAACGCCUUUCUUAAGGAAGACAGUUGUAUGGAGAAUUCGGAUAACAAUUCCAGUAUCAACAAUCAAGCAGCUAUUCGGUCAGUAACCUCAUCCUCUACUUUAAAAUACCAAUAUUCCUUGAAAUCAAAGCAGCUUCAGAGUAAUAGCAUCAUCUCAUGCCAUAUAGAGUGUGUUUAUCUAGAAGGUUGCUGGGGAUAUAAUUAUAGAGCGCCAUCUAUUCGACCCGGAGAAACUAACUGUCAUUUACUGUAUGGUGAAUCGGCUGGUAAUGCAAAACUUGAUGAUUGGAAAUUCUAUGCUCAAGAAAUUAAAUGA